Scylla paramamosain (green mud crab) is the source of this 633-nucleotide messenger RNA. Its product is annotated as cilia- and flagella-associated protein 251-like. The transcript has 2 exons. Bases 1 to 633 code for a protein of 210 amino acids. NCBI's taxonomy places the organism in Eukaryota, Metazoa, Arthropoda, Malacostraca, Decapoda, Portunidae. The record is from RefSeq and is a predicted model, not a curated record.
AUGGUACAAGAAACGACUCGCCCAACCAUCACUCCUGAUGAAGAAGAAGAAGAAGAAGAAGAAGAAGAAGAAGAAGAAGAAGAAGAAGAAGAAGAAGAAGAAGAAGAAGAAGAAGAAGAAGAAGAAGAAGAAGAAGAAGAAGAAGAAGAAGAAGAAGAAGAAGAAGAAGAAGAAGAAGAAGAAGAAGAAGAAGAAGAAGAAGAAGAAGAAGAAGAAGAAGAAGAAGAAGAAGAAGAAGAAGAAGAAGAAGAAGAAGAAGAAGAAGAAGAAGAAGAAGAAGAAGAAGAAGAAGAAGAAGAAGAAGAAGAAGAAGAAGAAGAAGAAGAAGAAGAAGAAGAAGAAGAAGAAGAAGAAGAAGAAGAAGAAGAAGAAGAAGAAGAAGAAGAAGAAGAAGAAGAAGAAGAAGAAGAAGAAGAAGAAGAAGAAGAAGAAGAAGAAGAAGAAGAAGAAGAAGAAGAAGAAGAAGAAGAAGAAGAAGAAGAAGAAGAAGAAGAAGAAGAAGAAGAAGAAGAAGAAGAAGAAGAAGAAGAAGAAGAAGAAGAAGAAGAAGAAGAAGAAGAAGAAGAAGAAGAAGAAGAAGAAGAAGAAGAAGAAGAAGAAGAAGAAGAAGAAGAAGAAGCAAUGAUGAGGUAG